Cicer arietinum (chickpea) is the source of this 1513-nucleotide messenger RNA. RefSeq lists its product as uncharacterized. The record is from RefSeq and is a predicted model, not a curated record. NCBI's taxonomy places the organism in Eukaryota, Viridiplantae, Streptophyta, Magnoliopsida, Fabales, Fabaceae.
CAUAUCAUUGAUUCAUGUUACUAAUUACAUUUGAUAUGUCUUUUCAUUCCCAAGCCCAACCCCACCCUGGUCAAAUGGGACACAUAGACAAAAACAUAACAUGAUCCGAUCAAUCUUGCUCCUCAAUUUAGACAUACAUAAUUGUGGAUUGAAUAUUAUGCUUUAUUUGCAUUGACAAUUGUGAGUCCCUUGAUGAUUGAAAUCAUUCACCAACUUGACUUCUUGGGUUAGUCCGAUUCUUGACAUAUCUGGAACUUAGAUCCUGUAUAGCUGCUGCAGAACUAUUGCAUCUAGAUGUAUGUUAAUCCAGGUGAAUUUUACAUCCAAAUUCAACGACACUGCAACCACUUCACCGGUGUCAUCUAGCUGCUAGAUUUUGAUAAAAACUAAACCAAUUGUCAAAACGAAGUAAUAGUUUCUACACCAAAUAGAACUGAGUCACCAAGUGCAAGUGUAGAACCAAUAGUUAGUUGGUGGACACUUACUCCUACUAAAAAUGAAAAAUAAUUGAGGUAUACAAUAGUUGAAAGGAUAGGAGAUUCUGAGUUUAGAAGGUAGGCCUUGACUAAAUCCAACCAAUUAACAAAUGGAUAAAGAUACAAACAAAACGUGCAAGAUAUUUAGAGAGGGUAAGAUAUCACCUAGAUAUAACAGCCAAAGGAUGACAUAUCACAACCAAUCUUUAUUGUUGAGGACAAGACAUGAGCUGAUGAUGUAGCAGUAUGGUUUCAUUUGGCAUGAGACAUGCAUGUGAACAAUACUUAUUUUCUUUGUUUACAGGGAGAAAUAGACCUAUUUUCACUAAAUCAUAUCAUGAUAGAGAGAGAGAGAACAUUCCAACAUAAGCACUAGAGCUGUGGGACACAGGUCAAAGCAUGUUUCCCAGCUCCUUAAUCAAUAAUUGCAUUUUUUUUCCUUCCUCCAUCACUUCCCUUUGAAAUACACUUUCCAUGCUCUUCUAUAUAAUGUUUUGAAGCAAUGAACAACUUUCCCUAUGUAGCAAGCAAACCUGAUUUUCAUCACAUGAUGAGUUCUUCCAUCUUUCUUCUAUACUGCCUUCUCGCACUCUCUUGGUAUUCCAUCUCUCAACACACAGGCUAUAGCUAUUCUCUAGACUUUAUGCCAGCAAGGAAGUUGAGCAUGCCAGCUCCUGGGCAUGACCACAAAUAUCAUGAAACCCAGGUAGCAGACGAGGCAAUGGAAAGUACCCCUGCCAAAGCAGAUUUCACAACACAAGAAAUUACCAGCAACAGUUACAGUCCUCAUGAUCUUAUCUAUCAUACAGAUUACCAUGGAGUAACAACUCAUCCAACUCCUAAACAUCCAACACCAUAGGCCGCAGAUUUAAUUUUGAUUUGUUGAAGAUUUAUGAAGAGACAUGUAUUCUAGUUCUUAUCAGUAUAUAAAUGUAAUGCACUGACAGCACUGUGUAUGUGGGGAGAGAAAAAUAGUUUUGCUUAUAUACUUGAGCUGAUGACAUGGUUCAUUUUCAUUGCUCAUCUAGUUUGCCCAA